GCUUUCGACGCGGUGGUACGGCAGGACAUUUGGCAAAGCUUGGAGGCGCUCGAAGUGCGGUGGGAUGCUUGUGCGAACUUGGAGGAGCUCCAUGAGGGCAUGUGCUACCUGUUCCGCGAUGUUACCACUCAUGUGCCUGUUGAUCGGAUUGGGGUCAAGCAAGGUGUGCGACAAGGAGGUGUUGAGAGUCCAGGCCUUUUUGUGGCGGUCUAUGAUGGGAUAGUUUAUCGGAUAAUGGACCAGCUACAACAGCAGGAGUAUCCAGCCAUCAAGGUGUACUUCGACCCCGCGCUCAAGAAUAUCAGGUGCAACGACAGCUUGAAAGAGGACGAGUGCGGGGCCUUGGACGUAUCCCAGUUGAAGUUCUUCGAUGAUCUGCUCACGUUCGCUGAUAUCGAGGAGUGCGACGCUGCAUCCACCAUCCUGGAGGUACUGACGGGCGAGACCAAGGCUGGCCGCGUGAGCGUUAACGGAAGGAAGACCGAGAUUUUGCUCGCGCAGUCGGGGGUUGGCAGCGAGAAAAGGUGGAAGCAUAUUCGCGCGCAAACUAAUGGCAUAGUGACGUGGGAAGAUGAUGACUAUUUUCCGUUGCGCCCGCAGCCGACGGUCAAGUACUUAGGGGUGCAGCUGGCGGCGACGGGCGCCCGCCACGUGGAGGUUGCGAACCGCAUCAGGGCAGCCAACUCUACUCACGCUCAACUGCUGCGCCGUGCGUUCAAGAGUGGGUUCAGUGCCAAGUUGAAGGUCGCACACCUCGCCAGGCGGGAGCUGAAUAAGUUGGAGAGCUGGCAGGUGAAGAAGCUUCGUGGGUCGUUGAAUUCGCCAGCCCACCUGUAUAAGAAGACCAACCGUGAGAUCAGGAAGCGGGCCCGCACUCCGACUGUUACGAGCGCGUUGUUAUUGAGAAGGUUGAGGUGGUGGCGACAAGUGUUGCGACCGGCCUUCAGGGAGCCCGGCGACGAUUUGCACGACCUGAGGGCGGUCAUCUUCGGUCGAUUCUCGUUCGAGCAGGCCGGCCAUGGGGGGCAGUCGGGCACGCUGACUCUGCUGCUGGACGACAUGCGGCAGAUGUGGCAGACUGCGGACGCGCAGGAGAAGCUCACUGCUCGUCGGCUCUUUCAGCUCCACGGCGACCUUCCUGAGCUGGCCGAGCCGUGGCUGCGCUG
Prorocentrum cordatum is the source of this 1166-nucleotide messenger RNA. NCBI's taxonomy places the organism in Eukaryota, Dinophyceae, Prorocentrales, Prorocentraceae. The record is from the annotation of a GenBank genome assembly.